GGAGGUGGGGGAAGAAGGAUUGAUUGGUAGUUAUGGGCCCACCAUCUUUAAUUUGAAUGCACUCCCAUUUCCCAAUUAUACCUCGCCCCUAGCUUCACCCAUUUCUAAGGAAUAUCCAAUUUACAAACAACACUGGGGACAAUAUAUCCUUGGAUGAGAAAAGAAACUCUAUGGCACAUUAUGAUUUCUGGAACACCAUGAAUUUUCCACGUAGUCUUAAACUGCUGGUUAAAGUAGGAGAGUUCAUCUUCAAUAAUCCACGUGAUCAAGACUUAGUUUAGUUAUCCAUGAAGAGAUGAUCGAAUGGCCAGUGGAAUUCAAAGAGUUAAGGCAUCAUCUCAAAAUUGAAUAUAUGCAUUAUAGCUUUAUCUGAACAGAGCCCCAAGAUGAGAUUGAGUUGGCACCCUAUUAAUCCAGCACUAAAUUCACGUUUUGAGUGCUACAUCUUGACUUUGUAUUAUAUAAUCUUAUUUUCACAUAUUCUAAGGCAGUGCCUCUGGGAAAAACAAGUUUAUAUAUGUGAUUGGGUUUUUUUGUUUUUAUUUUACCUUGGGUUUGAUUAGCCAUGAAGUAGUGAAGUGCUCACACUGAAUGGAGCUAAUGAACUGACUUUUUAAAUUUUAUAUUUAGUUAUCCUCCAUAUAUCACAAAAAAGUCUUAAUCAUGCAUGCUCCAAGACCCUAUAUUAACAUGCACUGGAAACACAGGUAGAUUCUGGAUUUCAGCCAUCUCUUUAUAGAUACCAUUCUCAUUUUUUUCCUUUGUUAUUUUGUCUAUCAAGAAGUCAUCACUGUUUUGUUUAGCUUCUGAAGGCACUGACCAUUGUCUCUUCUAACUUACCACAGUUAGUCAAUCCCAGGCAGUUUUACAGAUGAAUUUUUAAAGAAAAGAUAUUUUGCAUUUUUAAGAUGUCAUUAAAUGCCUGACAAAGGGGUGCUAUACCUGGACUGAAGAACCCAGAACUGGGUUAACCCCAAUUCCUGGUUCAUAACAAGCCUUCAUCCUUUGUUGCUGCUACACUUCUGUUUAUUUAUGUAGGUACUUGUAGUAAGGUGCCUAUUUAUCACGUGAUAAACGUAGGGCUUAAAAUCUUACAUGCAGUCAAGUAUGGGGGCAUAAUAAAAACAUCCUCAGACAUAUAAGGUGUCAAAAUCCUUGUGAUACAGUGACCUGCAUUGAAAGUAUUUUUGAAUAAAGUAGCAAAAAAAGGAGGGAAACACUCAAGGAUGUUUUCAGUGAUGUAUGAGAUACAAGUGACCAGAUACUUUGCUAAAAUUUUGAUUGUAUGUGUAACCAGUAAAAAUAAAGGAAAAUAUCAGUGGUAACAUAUACCUAGAAAGCUUGAUAAUAUCAAAAGGAUGGAGCUAGGAAAACACCAGAAAUUGAAAUAGAACUUCUAAGUUCUCACUUAUUAGAGAAGAAGUAUAGAUAGCCACUCCAAGCUGCUCUUAAUGUGCAAAACGAUGGCCGAUGCCUCCCUCUUUCCCGUCAGACUCCUCCAUCUGUGUGCAGCCAGAGCUGUGGUCCAGGAUUCAGGAAAAUUCCAGAGGAAGGAAGGCCAUUCUGCUGCUUUACUUGUGUUAUUUGCCCCGAACAGGAGAUUUCAAAUUGGACAGGUAUGCAUAUUUACGACUGCCCUCCAAUAACCCCAGCCCUCUCACCAUUCUCGCCAUGAAAAGGAAAGGAGAGGGAAGUAGCAAUGAGUCCUAGGCUAUCAUUGUUUCCCAUUCAUUCUUGCACUCAUUCAUUCAGCGUACUUACUUUUAUAUCUAAUAUUGCUACCUCAUCAUGGGAAAGGAGUACAGCUUUUGUAUACUACUGAAACAAAGUUGGCAUUAAUUCAGACUAGAUUGUUAUAAAAUUAAGAUGAUAAUUGUAAGAUUCAUGGUCACUAUAAGGAAAAGACUAAAAUAUAGACAGAAAAAUACACAAGAGGAAAUCAAAAUCGUCUAUAAGAUAAAAAAUCAAUUAAUCAUAGUUAUAUAAAUACAUAUUUUGUGUACAUAUAGUCAUAAAACAUGCUGAAAAAUGUAUAAGAGGGAAUCAAAACAGUACAAAAGAAAAAAUCAAUUAAUCAUAAAAAAGACCAUAAUGGAGGAAUUCAGGAACAAAAAGCAUGAGAUAAACAAAUUGCAGAACUCAGUCUUCCUUUAUCAGUAAUUUUUUUCAAUAUAAAUUGGUUAAACCCUCAAAUUAAAAGGCAGAGAUUGGCCUAAUUGACUGAACAUAGACUGUAAGUCAAAAAUCAUUACAACAAAGAAGAAAAUUAUAUAUUGAUAACAUGUCAAAAGUUACACCCCUUGUUUUUAAAACAGAAAUGUCAGAAGGCAUAAUUGGAUGCCUCCAUGACAUACCUCCUUCAUACCUUCCCACCAAAUCCUGAAGAAUGUUCUGAUAUCCAUCCCUCUACCCCAUAACUCAUGAGUCUUGGAAGAAGUCAACCCAAAGUUUAGAAAUAGCCAUGGUUCCUAUUGGUCAACAUGAAUUCCCAGCACCUUAACCAGUAAUUGAUUAAUGCAAAAUAAAAUAAAAUAAAGGGAGGGUGAUCCUUUAUGACUAGAAACUUCAAGAGGAGCUGACUAAAUUGUUUUGGGAAAUAUCAUCCUCACACUUCAGAGAGCUACAUGAAGCUUCUUUCCCUCUCUGAGUGAGAAUAAAGAAACUUUUAGCCCUAAUUCCUCCAUGAAAAUACGGUAAACCAGGGCAGUGCAAGACAUCAUGAGGAAUACAGUGGGGACAGCAGAGAAAAGUAUUAGUAGGAAUCUAGAGCUUAGCAAUAUCACUGAACCACAGGAUACUCCAAACUAGAUCCUCCAUGUGCUGAAGAUCCAUUUGGAUUGGGUUUUGUCUUACGUGCAGCUGAAAGCAUUCUCUCUGGGUCAGGAAUGGAGAGUCUUAAUCUGGUGUGUCUGAGUAUUACACCUAAGGAGGUCAGUGUCCACAAUGAAGGCAAAGGUAAACAUGGUAAAAUGAAGAACCUCUGAAACUGAAAAAAAUGAGUCUUCAUUUUUUUUUCUCCAGAUGUGGAGCAGUGUGUCCAGUGCUCAUCCCAUGAGUUUCCAGUGAGAGAAAUCAAUGCCUCCCAAAGGUUGUGACCGUCCUAUCCUUUAAGGAUUCUUUGGGGAUGGCUCUGGCCUGCACAGCCUUGUGCUUCUCUGUUGUCACAGCUGUGGUUCUGUGGGUCUUUGUGAAGCACCGAGACACUCCCACAGUCAAGGCCAACAACAGGGCUCUCAGCUAUAUCCUGCUCCUCACCCUCCUCCUGUGCUUCCUCUGCUCCUUACUCUUCACCAGCCAUCCCAACACAGCCACUCGCAUCCUCCGACAAAUUACAUCUGGAGUUGUGUUCACUGUGGGUUCCACUGUUUUGGCCAAAACCACUACUGUGAUUCUGGCAUUCAAGGCCAUGAAACCAGGAAGAACCAUGCAGCGGUUGCUGGUUUUAGGGGCUUCUAACUCUGUGGUUCCCAUUUACUCCCUGAUCCAAAUGAUCAUCUGUGGGAUCUGGCUGGGAACUCUCCCCUUCAUUGACAUACACACUGAGCCCAGAAACCUCAUCACUGUGUGCAACAAGGGCUCAGUCACUGCCUUCUACUGUGUCCUGGGAUACCUGGGCUCCUUGGCAGUGGGGACUUUUUCCUUGGCUUACCUGGCCAGGGACCUGCCUGAGACCUUCAGUGAAGCCAAGUUCUUCACAUUCAGUAUGCUGGUGUUCUGCAGUGUCUGGGUCACCUUCCUCCCUGUCUACCACAGCACAAGGGGAACCAUGGUGGCCGUGGAGAUCUUCUCCAUCUUAACCUCCAGUGCAGGGCUACUAGGCUGCAUCUUUGCCCCAAAGUGCUACAGUAUCCUGAAGAAGCCUGAGAAGAAUGCUUUAGAAGGUCUAAUGAAUAAAAGAGAUUUCAGGGGAAACAGGUCUUCUAAGGAUUUAUGUCUUAAGUCUCUCAGGUUUUUAGGCUUUUGCACAAUAAACCACCCUGACUUCGCAUACAGAUUUUACACAAUAACUGAAACUGCUUUCUUAAUUUACCAACAAGUUCUCUCUUCCUUCCCCUCCCCCCUUUUUUAGAGAGCCCUUGUGUAUAGCUACCCGCACCAAGUCAUGGCUCACAUAAGAAUGCUGUCUCAGAUUAACAUGCUAGUCCUGAAAUUAAUUUCUACAAACAUGCUAGUCCCGAAACUACUUUCUACAUUUUCUUUUACUUAAAGACACUAUAAACAUUCAAACUUGCAUGAAAUACUUAUGUUAUACGUGCUUUCUUUUCUGUUUCCUUCUGGUGCCUUUGGAAUACUUUAUUGCAAUUUUAGCUCUAUAUUUGGAUUUUUUCCCUACAUGCAAGACGUGAUUAGGCAUUUUUUUUUUUUACAAAAGUAUAAUCUAUUGUCCACAAACCUCUUACUAAAUCAUCAUUGUGCAACUGUUUUCCAAUGCUGUCUUUUAACACAUACUAAGUUUUCAUGUAUACAUGGAACUGUUCCUGGCUUCAGUGAUCUCUUCCAUCAAUUUACUGCUGCUGCUUCUUUUUUUUGAGAGGGUGGGGGUUAACAAUUAUUUUUAUCGUCUAGGGUGUUUUUGUUUGUUUUGUUGCUUUUAUUUUGCACCCAAAUACCAGAGAGAAUUUUUUUAUUGAAGUAAAAUACACAUGACGUAAAAUGAUCCGUUACAAAGGGAACGAAUCAGUGGCAUCUAGUGCACUCACCAUGUUCUGCAAUCACCACCUCUGUUUUGUUCUGCAACAUUUUCUUCAGUCCAAAAUAAUGUCCCUUUCCCAUUAAGCAAUUACUCUCCAUUUCUCCCUUUCUCAGCCCUUGACAACCACCAAUCCACUUUCUGUUCCUACAGAUUUACUUAAUCUGCAUAUUUCAUGUGAAUGCAUUCAUGCAAUGUUUAAUUUUUGGUUUGUUUCGUCUCACUUAAGGAGCCGUGGUGGCAUAGUGGUUAAAGCACUUGGCUGUUAACGAAAGGUAGGCGGUUCAAACCCA
Trichechus manatus latirostris (Florida manatee) is the source of this 4983-nucleotide messenger RNA. RefSeq names its product vomeronasal type-2 receptor 116-like. Gene Ontology annotation, cellular component: plasma membrane. Lineage: Eukaryota; Metazoa; Chordata; Mammalia; Sirenia; Trichechidae. Gene Ontology annotation, molecular function: G protein-coupled receptor activity. Gene Ontology annotation, biological process: G protein-coupled receptor signaling pathway. The record is from RefSeq and is a predicted model, not a curated record.